Molecule: messenger RNA, 1704 nt
Organism: Plasmodium cynomolgi strain B
Lineage: Eukaryota; Apicomplexa; Aconoidasida; Haemosporida; Plasmodiidae
Product: cysteine proteinase precursor
Exons: 2
Coding region: 1-1704 (567 amino acids)
Cellular component (GO): lysosome
Molecular function (GO): cysteine-type endopeptidase activity
Source: RefSeq, a predicted model, not a curated record
AUGACGCAGGAUAUCAAAAUCAUGAACCUGACCAAGUCCAGCUUGGAUGCCCUGAACAGAAACCAAAUGCUCUCCAAAAAGAGCAAUAGGAAAAUUGUGAAGAUAUGCAUGUACACAAUUCUGACAUUUGUGAUGUGCGGUGUAGUGUACAUUUGCUUCACGGUGAUGUCGAGCAAUGAUGAGAGCAUUAACCAGAUCGACAACCUGAAAGGUCCUUCUUUCACCCCUGGUGAUGGAAAUAUCCUCAACAAGGAUGAAAUAGAAACGCUGAAAUUUAUCUUUUCAAAUUACCCUCAUGGGGAGAAAAAUAUCGCUGGUGAUGAAGUGAAAACACUAGCAGAUUCCACCAUACCUAAUGUAGAGGAUCAAAAGAUAAAAAUUGCAGACGCGGGAAAGCACAUCAAAUUGAUGAAGAAGUAUAACGAAAUUGUGGAGGACAUGAGUGAGGAGAAUAAAGAAGAGUUAACAAAAAUGUUGAGGGAACUUUUGAAAAAAAAAAUGAAUAAGAAGAAAAAACAAAAAAAAGACCCAAAUGGUAAUGGUGAAGAAGGGAAAGAAGUUAUCAAUAUGAGUUCACCCAAUUUUAAUUACAAGAAGGUCAGCGACAACCAAGAUAAUAAUGACGAAGACGAAGAGGUGAGUGUGGCACAAAUCGAAGACCUAUUCUUCAACCUGAAAUACGCGUCGAAAUUUUUUAACUUCAUGAAAAAGUAUAACAGAAGCUAUAAAGACAUCACUGAACAGAUGGAGAAAUAUAAAAAUUUCAAAAUGAAUUAUCUCAAAAUUAAGAAGCACAACGAAACGAACCAAAUGUACAAAAUGAGAUUAAACCAGUUUAGCGAUUAUUCGAAGAAAGAUUUCGAGAGUUAUUUUAAAAAAUUGCUACCCAUUCCGGAUCACUUGAAGAAGAAAUAUGUAGUACCUUUCGGUUCCAUGAAUAACGGAAAAGAUAAAAAAGUGGAUAGCAACAAAAGUGCAAACCUUUUCACCGAUGUGCCAGAAAUUUUGGACUAUAGAGAAAAAGGAAUUGUACAUGAACCGAAGGAUCAAGGAUUAUGUGGAAAUGUGGAAUGUAUGUAUGCCAAGGAACAUAACAAAACCAUUUUAACUCUUAGCGAACAAGAAGUUGUGGAUUGUUCAAAAUUAAAUUUCGGAUGUGAUGGUGGACACCCAUUUUAUUCAUUCAUCUAUGCUAUCGAAAAUGGAAUAUGCUUAGGCAGUGAUUAUAAAUACAUAGCUAUGGAUAAUUUAUUUUGCCUAAAUUAUAGAUGUAAGAAUAAAGUUACUCUCUCCUCUGUUGGUGGGGUGAAAGAAAACGAAUUGAUACGUGCAUUAAAUGAAGUAGGUCCAGUAUCUGUUAAUGUCGGUGUAACGGAUGAUUUCUCCUUUUACGAUGGAGGGAUAUUUAAUGGCACAUGCACGGAAGAAUUAAACCACUCCGUUCUUCUUGUCGGUUAUGGCCAAGUGCCGAGCAGCAGAAUCUUUCAACAAAAUAAUGUGUAUGAUGAUGCCACUGGAGUCACGAAAAAGGGAGCGCGAACCUCGCCAUCAAAGGCCGAUGAUGGUAUUCAGUACUACUGGAUUAUCAAAAAUUCGUGGAGUAAAAAUUGGGGAGAAAACGGAUUCAUGAGAAUUAGUCGAAACAAGGAGGGAGACAACGUGUUUUGUGGAAUCGGUGUAGAGGUUUUCUAUCCCAUUUUGUAA